CCAUACCAAAGAAAGACUACCAAUUCCUUUCAUGACUAUAGUGAAGAAAUUCCUUAUCACAUAAUUUGUUUUGUCCCUUUGGACGUUGAGUUUUCGACAAACCGUACGGACCUUAAUUAAUUGCUCGGGCCAUACAUCAGCAGUAUACAAAACAUUUUCAUUCAUUCUGUCAUUAACUGGAACUGGUAGUUGAGCAAUGGUACGUACUGAAUAAAGAUGGGUUUUUGCUACCUGCAUUUAGCAUUCUUUUAUAGUAUAUAUGCAUGUGAUGAUUCAAAGAGACUCAAAGAACCAAAAACUAUCAAGGUGGAAGUGCUAGUAACUCACUAAAAGGGUGGAGAACACAUGUACUCGUGUAACCACAUUCAUCAGGAAACGGAACUCGUGACAGUAUUUCGAAGUACUUAUUAGCAGAGUUUAUACAUAUAUUCACAUCCAUCUUGCAAGUAGUAACAGUUGGAUUAUUGAUAUGUACGAAAAGGGUCGUCGAUCGGGAAUAAAACUCGUGACGGUAUUUCAUGUUAUCGAAAUGGAGAUAAAUGUUUGCUGCCACAACAAUUAAGUAAGCCUCGAACUCGUUAGAAGUGACUAAUUAACUCGAUAACGACGUCGUGGAGAUAAUCCAUGUUGAAGAGAGAAGCCUUUUUCUAGUUACUCAAGCUUCCUACUAAUUGAACUAGUUGAUCUUUAAGGGGUACACUUAUAACUUGAACUAUUCAACCAUAACAAAGAAAUGUACAACAAUGGCGACCACAAAAAAAGAAAGUUUGAUUUCCAAAUAUGUGAGUAUUAAGAAGAGAUCAAGACUUUCCAUUACAAGAGAUGGAUCGAGCAAUAGUAUCGUGCGUACGUAGUUAUAUAGGAUGGCAUCAGCAAUAGCGUUUUUUUGACAUCCCAGGAAGAACAGUGAUCUCCACCAAAAAAACCCCGCUUCCAUCGUUUCCAUGGCUGCCGACACAAUGCCUGUCUGAUCUAAAAGAACGAAAGAAAGCAAGGAAAAGUAUACUAUAGUCUCCUUGCCUGCAAUGGCAAACAGUAUUAGGACGCCAUUAAAUAUAAUUAAACGUAGCCAUUUAUUUGCAAAAAAUAUAUACGAUUACUUUCCUUUUUAGCUCCAUUCAAUUUAUGCAGAUGUAUGAACUUAAAUAAACUGUACGUCUGUGCAUGGCAGGGCAAAAGAAGAGAGAGAGAGGGAUGAGGGUGGUCAACAGAGUCGUCGAGCCUCUUGAAUUUUUGACCAGCAAGUCAUGAUAAAAAUAAAGGAGGCAUAUACCCAUAGAAAUAGAAUCGAACAUCAUCUAAUGGAUAUGUCCCAUAAGGCCUAAACUUGAGUAUUCAUGAGGUUAGUUAAGAAAAACUGUCAUUUUUUUAGUAUAUUUGUUAGAUGACAUUUGUUCGUGGGUACGGAAAGUAUCACUGCCUUUUGAUAAACGAAUCACGUCAUUUAAUAAAUACAUAUUCUCGUAAUGCGUGGAUUAUUUUUGUAAAAGUGUUUCUAUAUCAUUAGUUAAUUAUUUAUAUAUAAAACGAUUAAGAUCUGUCUCCGACCAGCUAUCAGUAUCUCGAUCGAAAUCAAAGUAAAUGAACACACCUAGCUUUGAUUUCCAUAGGAAUCCAUUCUGGUAUUCAAUAUGGCGGCAACCAACAUUGUCAUUGUCCAUUGCACAAAAUUAUUGGCAAAGGGUAAUAAAUACAAGCUAGCCAACCAACCCUAAGCAAAAAAGAUAAAGGAAGAAGACCACCAUUUCUUGGGUAGCUAGUCGUUUGACUACUUGUCUCUUUGCGCAUGUAUAUAUAAGCACAAUAAGACUGGCUCUUGGGCUUGGAAUUAAUGUUGUUGCCAACCCUCCAUAUGGUUAUUUAGGCAAACAAAACGAGAAUCGUAGAAGGACAAAGUAGAAGGUGCAAAGUGGCAAAACCCAAUCUUCUGCCCCUUUUUUCGAAAUUUCCCCCUUACCCUCAUCACCUUUCUCUUUUAAGCCUUCUGUUCCUCCUGCUUCCAUGCUCUGUUCACCCCUGUCAGCGCCAACGACGUAGCUACAUUUCCAUUCACCCCUCUCUGUCUCUCUCCAAGCAAAACAAAACAAAAAGAUUGCCUUAGGAUAAGAAGGAGAAAGAAGGAACUCAUUCUAUUCCUAUCCUUACAUUGUUAGGUUCACGAGGAUGAGUUGUUUCAGCUAUACCACUAACGAGUUUCAAAUAAUACAUACAAUAAUGCUCAAAUUUUAACUGUAUUUAGAAGUAAAUUUACUUUACGAAACGACGGAAAUGGAAAUCCACGAGGGUCAUGAAUUGAGAUUAUGGAAUUGGCUAGUAAUAAAUUUCAUUCAUCAUAAAAAUUGGUAAGAAUUCAUUAUUUGCUUAAAGGAUUUUGUGGUACAGAAUUUGUGCAGCACAUGGAUUUGGAGUGUUCAAAUUUUUGGUAUCCACAAACUUUGCAAAUCUUACGUUUAUAGGUGGGAUAUGAGAGAUGGUCACAAGUCCGUGAUGGGAUAUUACCCGUAUAUCCCCACCUAAUUUCGGUACUCCCUGCCUGCCCACAUUUAGGGAUAAGCAGAUAACAAUAGAUCAAUUAUUAAAUGAUGAUAGUAAGAUAAUUGUAUUCAGUACAUACAAAUCUAAUUAACCAAAAUCCUUUCAUCAAACUCAGCAGCAAGCAAACAACUUUUUUUUACAAAUCCAUCAACAAAACACGUUCAUAUUUUCAAAUCCAGCAAACAAAGCACCCCUAUAUCAAGGUAGAGAAAUAAAAAAUAAAAAUGAAGAGAGAAUCCCCAUGGUACCCUUUCAUCGCGUGGGGCAUAGUACCCCUUGCUCUCUUCUCUUUCAUCCAUUUGCCUCUCUGCCCAUUUUGCAGCAGUUGGGUUGGGUGGUGCCCUUUGCUUCAGACGACUGGCUGAGAUGCAGAAGAAGAUGAGAGGGCCAUCAGUAAGUAACUAGUCUUUCUUUCUUUCUUUCUUUCUUUCUUCCAGAGGCUAACAGAAAGAGGACAUGACCUCUCCCUUAGCUUCUACACUGCAAACCACAUUGCCUACUUUUCCAAGUAGGGGAACGUUCCAUCCAUGCAAAUCCACAUUUAUGGGAUACCCAAAAUAAUAAACUCAUAUAAAAAUUGUCACAUUGUAAAAAAAAAAAAAUAAUACAGGAAAUGAAAAGAAAAACAGAAGGAGGAUGAGAGAGCUGAUCAUCUUUCACAAGAAGCAAGAGAAUGGGAGGAGGAAGAAAGAAAGAAGAAUACAAAAGAGAUGCACGAGGGAGGCCUUAAUCCACGCUGCCUCAGGUGCUGCUCCAGCCAAUGGGAUGCCUUUCUCUGCCUGCCAACCCCUUUGCUUUCCUUUCUCCUCUCUGGACCAUGACGUGGCUGCUUCAGAAAGUGAAUGAUUGGGCUAAAAUUCUCAGAAUGUGGGGGCACUUCUAAGUUUAUUUCUUCUUAAUUCUUUGGUACAUAUUUUGGGGUCAACUAUACAAACCCACCCCUAGACCCUAGCUAGUAAACUUUGAGGUCACUCAAAUUUGUUUCUUAAGAACACUAGUGAAGUAAUAACUAAUGUAACAAUCAUUUAGAGUUUUAUCGGUUGCUUCCUUCGUUCAGAUAAUAUAUAUCGACGUGUAGUCAACUCGUCCAAUUUAACGAUAAAUAAACCGUUAUACAGAUCAUUUCACUAGGUGGCUUUGGGUAGAUGAGAUGACUAAUGGCAGUUUUCCUUCCAGUAACUAGCUCCUCAACUGAGAAUUCUGCUUGAAGAUGUGAUAAGUUACGGUAACUGUUUAAUCUUCUACUAAUGCGUGAACAAUUGUUAGGACUGGGGGGGGGGGGGGGGGAUUAUGGAUAGGAACUUGAUCGGAUAAUCAAACUUGAUAUGGAUUACAAGACCUUUACAGAGGCGGACGACGUACCGUGUUAUUCACCCUAUAAUAUCAUUGAUGAACAAGCUCGAUGAAUGAUAAGUAACCGACCUGAACAGACCAAAUGGUCAUAUAUAGUUGGAUUGGAUGACUGAUUUGCUUGUCACCCAAAGUUGGGUGACCAUUGCAACAUACCCUUCUCAAAGUUUUCCCAUGGAGGUCAUAGAUAGCUAGAAGGGAAGCAAUGAGAGGGUGGGAAAAAUUGAAGAAUGGAGUUUGUCUUGACAAAAAAAGGAGGCAAAGUGGUUCCCACACCCACCCCCUCCAAGCUAGCUAGCUGUCUAUCGUGUUUGGCUGGAUUUUGAUGAUGGAUUGGAUGGGUAGAUAUGGACGGAUAGGAUUCAUGGACGUGCAAUGCAAAAGACGACGUACGUACACCUUGCAUGUAUUUUCUUCUAUAUCGUAAAAUACAAAAGUUGAAUAUAAUGAACGAGAAUCCAAAAGAACAAAUCAGAAAGGAAAAAAAAGAUUUACGAGAGAUAUUAGGGGACAAAAAGCUGUGUUGAUUGAUACAAGAAAAGAAGGGAGAGAGAGGGAGCCAUCAUCAUCAACAAGUCUUUUUCAUUUCUUUUCUCCAUCGAUUCUCUGUGGGUCUCUCUCUCUCUCCACGAACCCUUUUUUCUUCGUUGGCUUUGCUUCUAUUCCUAUGGCAGGCUGGGGAACAGAGCAACCUUGUUGCCCAAAAGAUUCAACGUCUUUCCAUUACAAAGAAAGUUGGAUUGCAUGCCGAUGUCCAUUUAUGUGACUUGAGAUAGCAGGAGGGUUGAAGGAUGGCAACAUAUGCCUUGUGUCCAUGCUACAUUUAACCUUUUGAUUUGGGACUGGAUCGACUUCUUCCAUUAUGAGUUUAAUCCUAUUCCAUAAGAAUCAACAUCUCAAAUCAAUGAGAAAUAUCGUGUAAUGAUUUUUCUAUUGUUUAUAUAUAAAUCCACACAAAGGAAAAUCAAUAUGUGAGAUUAUUAGAGUAUGCAUAUUGGAUUUAGAUCCUGGUUGCAUACGUGAUUUAUAUUCUUAGAAUAAAAAGACAAAGAUCAAUAAAGCUUUUAAAAGGUCGAAUAAGGAUUUGAAUCAUGUCUUGCUUGAAACGGCAUCAAUUAGGUGUUUCUGUUUCACUAUUGAGCAUGUGAUGGUGUGGUGGGUACUGAGUUCUUUCCAAAUGGAGGAAAAUGAAUUUUUACUUUAAUUUGGGUUUCCACAAUGAUGAUCAUGUAUUUUUCUACUAUUACUAAUAAUGAUUGUGCACCGUAAUGUUUGUAUAUUGGUAGUAAAUUUGAACUAUAAUAUGAAAAUUAUAUUAUUUCCAUGAUGAAAGGUAAUUAAAGGGAGCUUUGAAGGGUUGGUCAUUAUGGCUACUCUAAUCAAAGGAAAGGGAGGAACUUUACCAUCAUUCCUACUAGUAUAUGAAUUCAUAUAUCAUGAUGACCAAAAUCAUUAUGGAAGGUUGUCAACCUUUGCAAAGGCAAUCAAGCCUAUUAUUAAGGAGAGGUGAAGGAUUGAUCAAAAAAUAUAUUAACAUGCGAUCAUAUUGAAUUCUGACGCAAUACAUGUUUAUACGAUUUUCAAUCGCCCAAUUUGCAGAUAAGACGGUGCCCGAGAUUGUUUCCAAACAAUUUCAACUCUUUCUUUAGAAUUAGAGUUUUUUGUUGUCCCUAAGACGGCUAUCUAAGUUGCCCGUGCAAUAACAUACAAAAUUCUCUUCUCUCUAUCGUGUAUAGAAUUGUAUCCAUUUUAAUUUGUAUUUUGUACAUAAAUAAAAUUGUAAUAUGUUGCUGUUUAAUUAUUAUCUUACGAUAGAUAUAUCUCAAGGGAAAUAAAAGCUUAGACAUUUCCCUCUUCCACCGUCGGGCUUAGGCCAGACAACAAAGAAGAAAACCCAUUCUGACCGGUUCCCUUUUUGGGCUUUAAUUAUUUCCAUCUUGUCAUAUUAGUCAUUAGUUAAUCCCAACGUUAUUCCCACAAUCCAUCCUCCAUACAAUAUUUUGCCAAUUUUAUUAGUUUAAUAUUAGAAUGAGACGAAAAAUAUAAAUGGAGUUACCAGCAGUUUUUUUUUUCUUAGGGAGGAGUUACCAGCAGUUCGUAAAGUAGAAGUCGGUAAAAAAAAUAUAAAACCCUAGAUGCGGAAAAAUGUACAGCUUUCUCUUACGUGGUUGCUCAUACAAUUAUGUGUUAAUGACUCUAACAUAUAUUCAAUCUGUAAGAACCAUCAUUCAUACUAGUAAUUUGUUCAAGCUUACUAUGGAUCAUAAUAUACCAAAGUAGUCAACACGAUAACUCUUCAUAUUGAUCGAAAACUUUGAUAUCACUCAAAAAGUUAUUCAAAUCAUGGAUUCCGAGUUUUGGUACUAUUCGAUGAGACUUUCUUGGUUUAAUAAUACUUGUCACUAUCCCACAUAAAUAAAUCAGAAAUCUCAUGUGUCCCAAAGAUACACAAUAUAAUGUAGCCAAUUGUGGGACCAAAAACUAAUUUGGACGGUCGAUUUGGACUUGCGAUCGAGUGUGUCCCAAUUCCAUCUAUCUAUCAUUUUCCAGGAUGAGAUGAGACAAAACUCCUAACCAUAAGUCCAACAACCAGCAAGAAGAGUAGUGAGGGCAGAUUGCAAGGUAAUAAGUUGGUAGUGCGUUAAUAUACAUGUUCCACACAUCUUUCAGAAGUUGAUCAUCAUGGCCAAUUUAAAAGUACAUCGGUAAUACAAGUUUUAACCAAAAUAUUAGCUCCGAUAAUAAUUUGAGUUGUUGAUAGAGAAAUGAAUAUUGCUUUAUUUCUAAGAAUGAUAUUCAGUUAGUUAAAGUCAAACUGAAUUGUCGAACCAAACACGUUCAAACAUUUUUGCUUUCGAUCUCUAAUCAUCACUUAAACUAUGGAGGUAAGAGGGUUAAUUGGACGUGGAAGUGGGAUUCAGUUAUAUCCCAAUUCGGGCAUUGGUUGGAGCGUUACUACAUCUGGGUUUGGUCAAGCUCAAUUUGGAAGAGACCCAAUUGUGCAAAGGAGGCAACACAAACCAGACCGAAGUAUAUGUGAUUUGAUUUGCUAAUUGUGAAUCAUAUUUUAAUUCGGUCCAACUAAACUAAAUCGCUUGAGCAUCAACUCCUUAGUUAUGUGGGCGAAUCUCCAUAGAUGUGAAGAUGAUAAUGUUGUAUCGCAUGUCACACUACUUACAAACUACCAUCGUAACAAUCCAACUACUUAGCAAAAUUCUGUGUGCUUGCCAGUUAAUAUAUGUCACAUAUAUAGGUGAGAGAAUAAAGUCAAAUGAUGGAUCGAUUGCUGGUUGGAAAUUUUUUUGAAAGGGCUACUAGAGUAUAGAGAGAUAAUCGAGCUGCCAUCUCAGCAAGCAGAAAGCUGAUGUGGAUAUGUAUAGUAGAUGCAUGUAUGAGUCAUUUUUCACUAAUCCAAUGAUUUGCUUAAUCAAUUGACAUAUAUACAUUGAUUUCAAUAUUUUUGGUUUGAUGUUAAAUUAUUUUCAAAGCACUAGUCUUGUCAACGUGUAUUGGGAGUGAGUUGUCACACAAAAGUAUGCAACGGGUUUUCAUUAACGUUAAUCAUGAAGCUUAAGAAAGUUAUGAAAAGGGGAAGAGGCUUUGUGAUUUGUGUGUCUAUUCUUGUUCUUCUAAAUUAAUGGUAUCUUUGUUUGAAUUAAAAAUAUGAUAAUAAUUAUUGAGAAUAUAAUAUUAUAAUGGAAUUGAAUCAAGUCGAAUCCCAUCAAGAUGAAGAUCGGCGACAGGUGUCUUCCACACAUAUGCCCGCAUUUUCCAUCUUUUCAUGUAUCUCUUCUCUAAUCAAAUUUGACAAAUCCAGAAAAAGUUGAAAGCCUUUUUUCAAGGCCCUCAUGCAAAAAAUGGGAAGAGCCCUUUACACAAUAGUUUCAAAUUCUAUAGAGGAAUCUGAUUAUUGUAGUAAGAUAUACGAAUUUAUUUAAUGUAAUUCAAAUGUAUUAUAUAUAUAUAUAUAUUUCAUGAAUAACUGAAAAUUUUUACAAGAAAUGAGCUCUCAUUCGCGAUAGUUAUGUUGAUAAUUAUUAAGUUUGAUACAAAUAGACGACAAAUUCCUCUCUUAAAAAAACAACUAAAUGACUAAUAAAUUAUAAAGUUCCGAUUUAUAAUAGUUAUCCAUUGCAAAUUUUUAAUGCAAGUAAGAUAAGUUCAUAACGAUAAUGUAAGCAGCAUUAUUCGAACGGAAUGUUUAUGGAGUUGUUGUAUUCAAAUUUGUAACUGGUUGUUGGUCAAGUAUCCAUCACAUAUAUAAUUUGAGUUAAUCAAGUUGGACACUGAUAAUUAGACAACGAGACCUAAAAUAAUGUAAUAGAUUUCCUGCCUAAUCCCUGCCAAAAACAAUUGGUAUUUUACUACUUUUAGAGUAUUAAAGUGAAGACAUAACUAAGAAAAGAAGGUGGGUUAUGGGAGGAAAUGCAUGGCUGGUUCAACUCUCGGGCCGCGGGAGAAUACUCUUUGGGCCACACACUUGCGACUUGGCAGAGCAAGCCCAUUAUUUCUCUAUAUUCCUAACAAGUAAAAGCCCAGCCCAAUGUUUUUUAUUAUGGGCAAGGUAAGGCGACACUCCACUCUCAAUUACUGCCGAAGCCCGCAGCACACUGGUAAGUGCUCGAAUUUGAACAUAAAAUAGUCACAUGAACCUUUUUUUUUUUUUUUUAUAAUAAUGCCUGCUUUAUAUUAUUAAGAAACUGCAGUCAACAAAGAAACAUCCUCUCUCAAGAGAGAUACAACACGGGUACGUAGUCUAUCAAAGAGAUUGCAGUUAACAAAGAAACUGCAGUCAACAAAGUAGCAUGAACCAUUGACGUUAGUUGCAUGUGAUAGCUAGCUAAUUCGAGUUUCGGAGUGUCAAGAAUCAAGAAGAUACGAACCUCAGUUUGUUGCGACCUUAUUCUAAAAGUUUUUUUUUAUCUAGACUUCGCAACGAAAGACAACGGUGUACAAUGUAGAUUGAAAUAUUGAAUACAUAAGCCUGAGUAAGCGGACCAAAAUUUAACAUCACUUUCAAUCAAUAGAAUUCACCAAACAUUUUGAUGAGAAGAGGGGAUGAAAACUCUUUGCCUACUUGCGUGAAUAAUCAUGAUGCAGCAAAUAUGAUCAGUAAGCAGUUAAGUUCAACGAGUUAAUUAAUGGUCUCAGCAAGCAACUAGCAAGACCAUUAACUAUUAAUUAAUUCUUCAUUAGGAAUUGCCGCUCAGCGCUAUGAAUUGAUUAUGGACUUGAUGCAAACUUACAACACGGAGCGGCUGCACGGGAUAUCCAGAUACUUUUGACACAGCAACCAUAUGAACAGUGUUAAUUUAACUACAACACGGUUUCAUCCGCUCAAACUUGAACAGUGCUCAAUUAGGAUGUAGAUUUUUCACUCGGAAGAUCGUUUUCUUUGGAGAUUUUUUGUUGUUGUAAUAAUUUGAUGAAGAAUGAAUGUUGUGAUUGAUUAAUAGGGUUUAGGUGGGUUUGCGCUUCACAGAGGGAGUCCAUGUGGACCGCCAAUAUAUAUGUUAUCCAGAAAAUAGGGCAUAUCAUAUCAAGCAUUUUAGGGUCCAUUCGUGUCCUUUUCGUGCAACAAAAACAAAGGAGGUUGAAUAUUUAGUGGCCAGAUUCUGAUAAAAUUGUAUGUAAGAGAUGAACGUUAUAUUAUUGUUAUUUAACAUUUGUAAAUAUUAUCGAGCAGCAAAUUUGACGUUGAAAAAGGUUAUACAAGACAAACGUUUUGAUUAUCCAAAAGUUUUGUGUGCAUUUGAAACAUAACUUUUGUUUGAAGAGGAUAUAAUGAGGACUGGUAUAAAUAGAGUAUUGAUUAAACAACAUAUGUACGAUUUUCAGAAAGAUUAUUGGUAAUCAAAACUUUUUAUUUGGAAUAAUUACGAUUUUUGGGA
This is a messenger RNA of Linum trigynum, 9776 nucleotides long. Lineage: Eukaryota; Viridiplantae; Streptophyta; Magnoliopsida; Malpighiales; Linaceae. The record is from the annotation of a GenBank genome assembly.